Messenger RNA from Dioscorea cayenensis subsp. rotundata (Guinea yam), 3296 nucleotides. RefSeq lists its product as uncharacterized. Bases 58 to 3069 code for a protein of 1003 amino acids. Gene Ontology annotation, molecular function: DNA binding. The record is from RefSeq and is a predicted model, not a curated record. The transcript is spliced from 4 exons. Lineage: Eukaryota; Viridiplantae; Streptophyta; Magnoliopsida; Dioscoreales; Dioscoreaceae.
GCUGUGAAGUGUUCUCAUUUUGUUCUUCGAAUUCGGAAACCGUCCUUGGUCGCCGGAAUGACGACGGAGGCGAUCCCGGUGGUGGAUCUCCGGCUCCUCUCGCAGUCGGAGCUGGCGUCGCUUGCUCGUUCCGAUCCCUCCGCCUUUGAUCUCCGCCGCUGCGACGACGUCGUCGUCCCCCGCAUCGACCGCACCGUCUUCAACGAGAGCGCUGGAAGCCGCAAGCAGACCUAUUCCCGGCUCCGCCUCGCCUCCCGGGCCUCCGCCGACCCCUCCCACACCCCCCAACCGCCUUCGAUUCGGGACCCUGAUCACGACCUCAUCCUCUCCUCCCUUCGCGCCUUCUUCGCCCAGGAGGUCUCUUCUCAACCCCUAGCCCUAGCCACGAUGCCUCAGCCUCCACCUCCGCAAUUCCUGGAGAGGGAUCGAGAGGUUUUGAAUGCGAAGGGGGUGACAGUGGAUUUGGUGGCGUUGGGGGAGAAAGUGGAUCCGUUUGGGGAGGAGAUGAGGCGGCGGACCGAGGGGCUUGCUACGGUGGAGGGGCUGCUAGGUUUUCUUACGGGGCUUGAUGGGCAGUGGGGGAGCCCGAGGAUGAAGAAGAAGGUCGUUGAUGCUGCGGGUUUUGGGGACCAUUUGCCGAAGGGGUGGAGGAUUUCGAUUGGGAUCAAGAAAAGGGAGGUGGUUCCCCGGUUGUUUUGCCGGAGAUACAUCAGUCCUUGUGGAAAACGGUUCAAGUCUUGCAAGGAGGUUUCUUCUUAUAUACUUUCUUUGAUUGGAUCUCAAGUUGCUAGCCAGCCAAUUUUACAACAAACUAGUGAAAGUCACUUUAAGCAUGAGAGAUUGACCCAUGAGCACGAUCCUGUGGGCCGUGCUUACCAGUCGGACACUACAAAGGAAAUAUCUGCAUAUCCUGCCACAGCAGACAUAUUCCAUGGUUCUACUGAUCAUCAGAAGCAAAUUGUUUUGUAUACACCUAGUGAGCAGGGAAACACCAAACCUAACCGCAUAUUGGAAUGUGAUAAAUGCAAUCUUAGUUUUAGUGGUGAUGAAGAGUAUUUGCAGCACCUUGUAACCUUUCACCAGAGGAGUGCAAAGAGACGUAAGCUUAUCAAAACUGUUGGGGACGGUGUGAUUAUAAAAGAUGGAAUGUUUGAAUGCCAAUUUUGUCAUAAAACUUUCACUGAAAGGCGUCGCUAUAAUGGUCAUGUUGGGUCUCAUGUGAGAUAUCAAGGUGUGAGUUCUGGAGCAUUUCCAGAUGAUACUAUCACAGAGAACAUUAUCAACCCAUCUUCUUUGACAACAGUGCCUUGUGUUUGGUCUGAGGUUGAUGUCUCUGCCAUCAGAAUUGGAAACCGUUCUGAAUUAGAAUCUUCCGCACCCAAAAAUGUUAAUGAACAGCAUACCACCACUUCUUUAAAUCGUGAGUUGGAGACAAGAAAUCAGCCAAACUACUGUGCAACUCAAAGUGCUCAAGAACCCUGCACAAGCAAAUCUGUUGUGGAGCAUGUGUAUGAUCAUAAUGAGCCCCAAUCUAAAUCUAACAAAACUCUUGACACUUGUAAUGGCCUUGCAAAUUCUACCAUAGUAUCUCCUGUUCCUAUUGAUGUGAAUAAUGUGAUAGAAAAUCACUCACCCAAGUGUAAUGCUGAGGAGUGCAUGAGCGGAUUAAUUGAUGUUCAGAUUGAUGGUUGUGAUAUGAUCACUGUUAGAUCAGAAGAGGUUGUUAUGGCUACUGUUGUCAAGGCCACAGAACCUAGCACAUGCCUGAACGUUGUAUCUCCACCUACCGAUGUGCGUGAUUCGCCCAGUGAAAAAAUUAGCAAGAUGGACAAUGUUCUCAAUUAUGUUCCUGGUUUUCCAUCUGAAAUGCUGGUAGAAACUACUGAAAGUGUGGAUAUUAAAUCUGAUGAUGAAGCACAUGAUGAUAACUUACCUCAAUCUCUUACCAAUAUGGAAACUUCAAGUGGCAGAUCUCACAAUGGCAAGGAUCUUUCUUCUUCAGAUGUGAUUUCUGUAAUUGAGAAAAAUGGGAAAGAUCAGAAGGUAGAUUCUGAAGGUACUUGGAUUAAAUUAUCCAGUUACAGAUCAGUUGAUGAUGGUGGGACAUAUGAAGAUCAUGGAUUUACUCAAAGAAUUGGGAAACCAGUUUCUAUUGACAUUGACACAUCAAAUUUUGGAAGCGAUUUUGGAAAUAUCCAUGUAUUAUCUGAUAAAGGUGAUGAUAUGGAUGACACUAUAUGUGAUGAUCUCCACGUCAGCGGCGAAGAUCAUGGAUUUACUCCAAUUGGGAAACCGGUUUCUAUGGAAAUGGAUACACCAAAUUUGGGAAGUGAUUUUGGAAAUAUACAUGUAUUAGCUGAUAGAGGUGCUGAUAUGGGGGACACCAUCGAUGAAAAUCUUCAUGUCAGCCGCGAGCAGGGAAUAAAUCUUAAUAGCUCUGUACCUACUCCGUUUUGUGAUGUACACGACCAAGGUGUUGGACCAGGUUUAGGGUUUUCAUUCAACAAUGACAAAAGGGAAUCUGUGGUCAAAGAAACAGAUAAGGAUGGUCCUCACCUAGAAAUCUGUUUCCAAAGGAAUGCUGAAUAUGGUGGAGAUGCUGUAUGUGAUGAUGCUGACAAUGAUAAUCUAAGAAUUGCAUUGCAGCUUAAUGUUCCUAACAUGUCAUCUUCAUGGUUGUCACCAUCUUCUGAACUUCCCAUCCUUGAUUUGAUUCCAAAUCAGUGUGAAGGUUCAUGUGCUGGAGAGAAGCAUGAGAACAUUUUAGGUUUUGAAGGGUUGAGUGAGGGCCGGAUUGAACCUUCAGAUUUUGUUCUUCUAAAUGGACAAGCUGCUUCGCCCGGGUCAGUAAUGGAGUUAGACUAUAUUUCAGGACUCGAGGAUAAGCGAGGCCCUCCCAUUCAGCUACAAUGGGAUGAACCAGUGCCAUCUGAUGUUUCUAACUGCAAGUUUACGACUGUAUGUGUUUGGUGCAACAGAGAGUUCAACUGCGAAGGUGAUGUUGCUGAAAUGCAGUCGAAUACACUUGGUUUUAUGUGCCCUGUUUGCAAAGAAAAGCUUCCGGGAUAACCUUAAAAUGGUAGUAUUUGGAUGGAAAAUUUCUGAAACACCUUUUGUUGAAUUCUUUUAUGAGUUUAACAUGGAGAUGUUAAAUUCCCCAGAAGACAAGACAUUGUCAAAUUCUUCUUGUAUGAAUUUAGCAUGGAGGUUUUAAAUUCCCUAGAGACAAAAUUGAGUAAUUUCAGUGUAAUGGUGUUGAUUUUUCCUAUAAAUUGCCAAAUUGGUGCUUGAUUUUC